AUGACAAGUACCUUCCCCACAGGUUCUCUACAUCCUUCUACAGUUUCUACUACAGCUACCACUUUUGAGACUAUUAUCACUAGUUCUGUUUAUACUAGUACCACCCUUCCUAUCCCAACGACUACUUUCUCAGCAAGUACUACUGAAGUUACAACUAGUAUUACUGGUCCUAAUGCCACUACAUCUUUCCUAACAAGUACUACUGAAGUUAUAACUAAUCCUAAUGUUUCUGAUAACACUACGCCUUCCCCCACGAAUACCACCGCUAGCAAUAGUUCGCUUCCUACCACGGACACUCCCUUCCCGACAAGUAGUACUGCCUUUACUAUUACCACCGCCCCUUACAGCACUACGCCUUCCCCCACCCCCACGAACACGACCGCUAGCAAUAGUACUCUUCCUACCACGGACACUCCUUUCCCCACAGGUACUACUGCCUUCACUACUACCACCGACCCUUACAGCACUACGCCUUCCCCCACGCCCACGAACACGACCGCUAGCAAUAGUACUCUUCCUACCACGGACACUCCCUUCCCGACAGGUACUACUGCCUUUACUACUACCACCGCCCCUUACAGCACUACGCCUUCCCCCACCCCCACGAACACGACCGCUAGCAAUAGUACUCUUCCUACCACGGACACUUCCUUCCCCACAGGUACUACUGCCUUUACUACUACCACCACCCCUUACAGCACUACGCCUUCCCCCACCCCCACGAACACGACCGCUAGCAAUAGUUCUCUUCCUACCACGGACACUCCCUUCCCGACAGGUACUACUGCCUUUACUACUACCACCGCCCCUUACAGCACUACGCCUUCCCCCACGCCCACGAACACGACCGCUAGCAAUAGUACUCUUCCUACCACGGACACUCCCUUCCCCACAGGUACUACUGCCUUCACUACUACCAAUGACCCUUACAGCACUACGCCUUCCCCCACGCCCACGAACACAACCGCAAGCAAUAGUACUCUUCCUACCACGGACACUCCCUUCCCCACAGGUACUACUGCCUUUACUACUACCACCGCCCCUUACAGCACUACGCCUUCCCCCACGCCCACGAACACGACCACAAGCAAUAGUACUCUUCCUACCACGGGCACUCCCUUCCCCACAGGUACUACUGCCUUUACUACUACCACCGCGCCUUACAGCACUUCGCCUUCCCGCACGAACACGGCCGCUAGCAAUAGUACUCUUCCUACCACGGACACUUCCUUCCCAACAGGUACUACUGCCUUUACUACUACCACCGCCCGUUACAGCACUACGCCUUCCCCCACGCCCACGAACACGACCACAAGCAAUAGUACUCUUCCUACCACGGGCACUCCCUUCCCCACAGGUACUACUGCCUUUACUACUACCACCGCCCCUUACAGCACUACGCCUUCCCCCACCCCCACGAACACGACCGCUAGCAAUAGUACACUUCCUAUCACAGACACUCCCUUCCCGAAGAGUACUACUGCCUUUACACCUACUACCACUGCCCCUUACAGCACCACACCAUCUCCCACGAACACCACCGCUAGCAAUAGUACGCUUCCUACCACGGACACUCCCUUCCCGACAAGUAGUACUGCCUUUACACCUACUACCACCGCCCCUUACAGCACUACGCCUACCCCCACCCCCACGAACACGACCGCUAGCAAUAGUACGCUUCCUACCACGGACACUCCCAUCCCCACAGGUACUACUGCCUUUACUACUACCACCGCUCCUUUCAGCACUAUGCCUUCCCCCACGCCCACGAACACAACCGCAAGCAAUAGUACUCUUCCUACCACGGACACUCCCUUCCCCACAGGUACUACUGCCUUUACUACUACCACCGCCCCUUACAGCACUACGCCUUCCCCCACGCCCACGAACACGACCACAAGCAAUAGUACUCUUCCUACCACGGGCACUCCCUUCCCCACAGGUACUACUGCCUUUACUACUACCACCGCGCCUUACAGCACUUCGCCUUCCCGCACGAACACGGCCGCUAGCAAUAGUACUCUUCCUACCACGGACACUUCCUUCCCAACAGGUACUACUGCCUUUACUACUACCACCGCCCGUUACAGCACUACGCCUUCCCCCACGCCCACGAACACGACCACAAGCAAUAGUACUCUUCCUACCACGGGCACUCCCUUCCCCACAGGUACUACUGCCUUUACUACUACCACCGCCCCUUACAGCACUACGCCUUCCCCCACCCCCACGAACACGACCGCUAGCAAUAGUACACUUCCUAUCACAGACACUCCCUUCCCGAAGAGUACUACUGCCUUUACACCUACUACCACUGCCCCUUACAGCACCACACCAUCUCCCACGAACACCACCGCUAGCAAUAGUACGCUUCCUACCACGGACACUCCCUUCCCGACAAGUAGUACUGCCUUUACACCUACUACCACCGCCCCUUACAGCACUACGCCUACCCCCACCCCCACGAACACGACCGCUAGCAAUAGUACGCUUCCUACCAUGGACACUCCCUUCCCCACAGGUACUACUGCCUUUACACCUACUACUACCGUCCCUUACAGCACUACGCCUUCCCCAACGAACACGACUGCUAGCAUUAGUGCGCUUCCUACGACGGACACUCCCUUAGCCACAGGUACUACUGCCUUUACACCUACUACUACCGUCCCUUACAGCACCAUGCCUUCCUCCACGAACACGACCGCUAGCAAUAGUACGCUUCCUACCACGGACACUCCCUUCCCCACAGGUACUACUGCCUUUACCCCUACUACCACCGCCCCUUACAGCACUACACCUACCCCCACCCCCACGAGCACAACCACUAGCAAUAGUACUCUUCCUACCAUGGACACUCCCUUAGCCACAGGUACUACUGCCUUUACACCUACUACCACUGCCCCUUACAGCACCACACCAUCCCCCACGAACACCACCACUAGCAAUAGUACGCUUCCUACCACGGACACACCCUUCCCGACAAGUAGUACUGCCUUUACACCUACUACCACCACCCCUUACAGCACUACACCUACCCCCACCCCCACGAACACGACCGCUAGCAAUAGUACGCUUCCUACGACGGACACUCCCUUCCCCACAGGUACUACUGCCUUUACCCCUACUACCACCGCCCCUUACAGCACUACGCCUUCCCCCACGAACAUGACCGCUAGCAAUAGUACUCUUCCUACCAUGGACACUCCCUUCCCCACAGGUACUACUGCCUUUACACCUACUACUACCGUCCCUUACAGCACUACGCCUUCCCCCACGAACACGACUGCUAGCAAUAGUACGCUUCCUACCACGGACACUCCCUUCCCGGCGAGUACUAAUACCUUUACACCUACUACUACCAUCCCUUAUAGCACUAUGCCUUCCCCUACAAGUGUCAUUACUACUAACACUAGUGCUACCUUUCCUAUCACAAGCAGUCCCUUCCCAGCAAGCACUAUUAAAGUUACAGCUAGUACUGCUGUUACUAAUACCACUGUGCUUUCCCCUAUAAGUUCUACUGCUCGAACUAGUACUACUCUUCCUGUCAUAACCACUCAUUUCCCAACAAGUAAUACUGAUGCUAACACCAAUACUACUGUUCUAAUUGCCACUACUCUUUCCCCAAUAAGUACAGAUACUACUAGCACCAGUAAUACUGAUCCCAUUACAACCACUCCUUCUAUGAAUAGUAGUGCCAGUAGUAUUCUCAAUAGUUUUCCUAGUACGACUCCUUUUUCUGUAACUACUCAUGUUAUGAACACUACUGUUGCUAUGGUAACCACUUCUAUAAGUACUGAUGUUGCUAGCACUGGCAACCAUACUCCUAUUACCAGUUCUCCUUCCCCUACAAUAUCUGGUGGUAAUAGUACUAGUAAUACUAUUCCUACAGUAUCUAUUUCUUCUACAGAUAUUCACUCUAUUAGCACUAAUACCAUAGCUAUCUCUACCACCAAUACUAUAAAUAAUACAGGGCAGGCAGUAAAUAUUACUGAUGCAGAUAACUCUAGCAGUGUUCCAGGUAAUACUACACAUGUUUCUAUUCCAAAUACCACAAUAGCCUUAGACUCAUCAAUGACUACUCUUGUAGACACAACAACUCACCAUCAGGUAAAAAACUCUACAGUCAGUUAUUUACCUAUUAUUACAACUAAUGCUACCACCAGUAUUAUAAAUACUACCACAUAUGUUCUAAAUACUAUCAUUCUUGAUAGAACAACAAUGAAUGCUUCUGCUACCAAACCAACUUAUAUUGAAAAUGCCAUAAAUGCUACUCUAGUUCCAUGAUUACUAUCCACAGCAUCAUAAUUACUACAGACAUCUCUUUAAAACAACUAUUACAGAUAUAAAAAUCAAUAAAAGAUACAUGAUUUUAUGCUAUGUAAGUUUUCACAGAUAUUAACACCAGUUUUUAUAAAUAUGGCUACUCCAAGCACUAUAGACACAGCUGAUAUGUCCAAAGUUAUAUCCAUGACUAUUUUUAUAAGUAUAAUUAAAGAAACCAUGGAUACUUCUUCUGCAGCCAGAAUAUGUACUCUAAAAAUUAUGAGCCCUAUAGACUUAUCAAUUAAAUGGUACAUAUUUUAUAUAUCCUUGCUAGAGACUUCAUAGAUGAUUUUGGUAUCUCAGAAAAUACCAUAUUAGUGUCUGUAAAUACUAUUGCUUUAGAUGUAGUUAUUAAAGUAGCCUAACUUGUUCUUAGGUUAUGGGACAUGAUACCAUAACUGAAAGCACUGGUGAUAUAUAGCACUCACAUGGCUACUGUAGCAACAGUUGUUAAUAUUAUAGUAAUUAUUUAAUUAGUAAUGUUAAAAAUCAUGCCUUAUUUUCCUAUGGAUUUUUCCACAUACCAUGGCUACCAAUAGAAUAAUACACUAUUACACAUCCUGAUAAUAUCCUCACUUCUAAAACAAUCCUAGGUAUAACCAUAGAUAUGGAAAGUGCUACCACUGUAGAUCUUGUAUAUAUUUGGACUCCAGGAACUAAAAUAAUUAGAUUAAAAAUGUUGGAUGUUACAUUUACUAUCAUAGGAAGUAAAAAUGUGAUUAUAGAUGUUAAAAACAUAACUUCCUAAUCUUUGCAACCACUACUUCCAUAGGUACUACUGAUACUCUUACUGCAAAUUUGAUAAGUACUUUUAUUUACAAACCUUAAAUGCACUUCCAGGAAAUUAACAGUCAGUUUUCCUUAGGAGAUAAUCUUAGGGUCCUUGCUGUUAUCCUGAAUGACUGGAUUCAAUUACAAAUCUCUAACUCUUCUGUAGACUAGAAAUGACCCAGGUGGAGAUGAAUAUUUAAAGAUAUGGCUUAGGGGAGAUAGUCUCUACCCUGGGAUUGGAUUUCUUGUUGACUUUUAAUUAGUUAUAAUCUUGUUUACUUUUUCUCUUAUCUACCAGCUUUUCCCUUAUUACUUCACUGUGAACUCCCCUUCUGUGUUAGGACUUUCAUCAUGUUCUUGGUCGUUCAUAUCCAAAUUUACUCUUUAUCCUUGGUCUGUUACUUUCUUAGAUCAGCCAGACCCCAUAAAUAUACUCAUGGUCAUAACCGAAUAUAGCCAGUUGAAUGCUAUUGAAGACAUAAUCCUAGGACAGUAUUCUCAAAAUGUAGUUUGGAGACCCAUGGAGGCCAUAGAACUCUUUCUGGGGCUCACAAGGUCAAAUCUGUUUUCACAAUACUAUGCUUUUCUAUUCCUUUUUAACUUUCAUCCUCUAUUAGUAGACAGUGGCAUUUUCCAGAGACUUUAUGCUGUGUGGUGUUGCUAUAGAUGAAUACAGAAACAAUUUUAAGAUCUACCUGUAUCUAUUGAGAUAGACCUUAAACAGAUUUACAAAAUAUAAAUUAUCAUUCU
Messenger RNA from Mustela erminea (ermine), 5844 nucleotides. Its product is annotated as mucin-2-like. Bases 1 to 4284 code for a protein of 1427 amino acids. Lineage: Eukaryota; Metazoa; Chordata; Mammalia; Carnivora; Mustelidae. The record is from RefSeq and is a predicted model, not a curated record. The transcript has a single exon.